This is a messenger RNA of Funneliformis caledonium, 148 nucleotides long. Lineage: Eukaryota; Fungi; Glomeromycota; Glomeromycetes; Glomerales; Glomeraceae. The record is from the annotation of a GenBank genome assembly.
AUGGAACAUAAUCUAAAAGAAAAUGAUUCGGAAAAUUCUAUAUACUAUGGAAAAUGUAUAGAUUGUGGAAAUGAACGAAGAAGUGUGGGGUGGUGUAACGUAUGUGAUGUUAAUGCUUUUAAGGAAAAUUUCGGAAAUUGGACAAGUG